UAGAAACCAAAAGACGAAGCGGGAUGGCGAGCCAGGCGCAGACGGCCGAGGGCGGCGAGGAGUACCUCAACUCGAUGAACUUUCGGUCGCUCAUCGAGUGGGUCACGGCCGAAGCGCUCUUGAGCCGCCCGGACGACCCUCUCGCCUUCAUGCGCACGAUCGCGUCCGAGAAGCUCGCCUUGCGCUCGUCGGGCGAGUCGUACAACCCAGACCACGCCAUGACGUACAUCAAGCAGUGCUACGCGGAAGCGAGCGCGUCGGCGGACGAGAACGGACGGCUUUGCCUUCGGCCCAAGCGCGACAGCGUCGUCGCGAGCAGCGGCGAGAACGCAGCCAACAAGCGGCUGACGCUACUCGAGAAGCUCAUUCAGGCCUUCCGCGUCAUCACCAUGCAGCUCGACCCGCUUGAAGCGACCAACUCGAUCAUCAAGCAGACGUGCAAGAUUCUCAACUGCGAGCGAUCGACGCUCUUCAAACUUGAUGCGGCGCGCCAAACGUUGAAUCUCAGUGUCGCCGAGGGCGUGGCCGAGAUCAGUGUGCCUGUCGGCAAGGGCAUUGCAGGCGUCGUCGCGUCGACCGGGAAGCUCGUCAACAUCGCCAAUGCAUACGCCGACCCCAACUUUGACUCGCAGUACGACAUGCAGACCGGGUACCAUACGCGCUCGAUCCUGUGCGUCCCGGUGCGCAACGGCCAUGGCGCGAUCGUCGGCGUCAUGCAGGCGCUCAACCGCGUCGGAAAUGAAAAGGACGGCGGCUUCACCGACAUGGACGAGGAGGUCAUGACGAUCCUUGCGGCGCAGGCGGGCAUCGCGCUCCAGAACGCCCAGAACCACAAGACUGCGCUCCUCGCCCAGAAGAAAGUGACCGAGGUGCUCGAUAUCGUCAAGGCCAUGCACGGCGACCUCGGCAUCAACUCGCUUAUCUUCACGGUUGCGCACCGCAUCCAGACGCUCAUUGGCGCCGACCGGUGUUCGCUGUACCUUGUGGAUAAGAACAAGGGCGAGCUGUGGACGCUGCAAGGCGAAGUCGACAUUCGCAUUCCGUGGCACCAAGGCAUUUCCGGGGCAGUGGCCCAAGAAGGCAACGUGAUCAACCUCCUCAACGCAUACGACGAUGCGCGCUUCAACAAGGAGGUCGACCAGAAGCUCGGGUACAAGACGCAAACGAUUCUAGCGCUGCCGCUGCGCGGCAAGAAGGCCGACGUCAUUGGCGUCCUCCAGCUCAUCAACAAGACAGACGGCGUCUUUACGACCGACGACGAAGAGAUCCUCGCCGUCUUCCUCGCGAUUGCGGGCCCGAUCCUGGAAAACUCGCCGCUUUUCAUGCGCGCCAAGGAAACGUCGGCCGAAUCCAACGAACUCAUGGGGCGCGCGAUCGGGCACAAGGCGCCCAAGGGCCUCGACGUCGACAUGAACGAGAUCAAAGAGUCGGAAGACGACGGCGAAGACGAGGAUUAGAGUGGCUUGUAACACACUGGACGGACGCUUGCGUAACACUUGG
Messenger RNA from Saprolegnia parasitica CBS 223.65, 1500 nucleotides. RefSeq lists its product as hypothetical. Gene Ontology annotation, molecular function: protein binding. The transcript is spliced from 9 exons. The record is from RefSeq and is a predicted model, not a curated record. The coding region runs from base 24 to 1457 and encodes 477 amino acids. NCBI's taxonomy places the organism in Eukaryota, Oomycota, Saprolegniomycetes, Saprolegniales, Saprolegniaceae.